Molecule: messenger RNA, 975 nt
Organism: Symbiodinium sp. CCMP2592
Lineage: Eukaryota; Dinophyceae; Suessiales; Symbiodiniaceae
Source: the annotation of a GenBank genome assembly
AUGGCCGCAGAGUGUCCACUUCCGUCAGAUGUCUAUACAGAGGCGCUUGAGAAUCAUUUGCUGCUGGCCUGCCUUGCCUCGCUGCUUCACUCCCAGGAUGGCUCCUUAUUGCCACCUAGCUACGGCCUGCUUUGUCGCAAUGAUAUCUUGCGGGAGGCGAAACAGCUUUUGGCAGCGGACAGCUAUGCUGAUUUUCUUUGUUAUUCUUUGACACUGAGUGAGGCUCUGCCCUCAUACCCAAAUGCCAUUCUGCCUGAAGCAGUGCCUCUUUCUGGCGAGGGUCAUAGCACGGCCGAGUCACUGGCUUUCAGUAUACUCGAAGCUGGAAAUGCCUCGAUCUGGGAAGCAGUGCGCCAUGUCAUAGGGCAAUUGCGCUAUGAACGGCCCAGGCACCGUUCUAUGGCCUAUCAGCAGGGCGCUCAAAGCUUCACAGUUGGCAUCUAUGCGAGGCAUCAACUGGUGGGACUGAGCAAGGCUACGCUAGUACACUCAAACGUCAGCAAGCUUCUCUGCUCGUACAUAGCUCAUCUUUGCCCUGGCUUCUGCUGGACUACGCUGGUAGUACACUGCAAUUAUGCCACGCCGGUGCAUCGAGACCCAGCCAAUGGCCCGUUCUCUAAUUUUCUGACCAUGGUUAGUACCACGGACUGCGGAGGGCUAUGGUUGCAGGACUCGACGGGCUGUGAGUUUCAAGAGAUUCCGGAUGGAAUGUGUGGAGGCCGCUUCCUACAGCUGCAGGAUCAAUACAUCAUUUUUCCUGCACAUACUCACUGGCACGCCACACAAACCUGGGGAUGCUACGAUCGUUACACGCUGGUUGCUUACACAGUGCGAAACUGGACGCAUCUGCCUGCUGCCAUGCAACGAACGCUUCAAUCCCGGGAAUUUCAGCUGCCAGAGGAUCCGCGGGCCGCCGCAACACUGCAUGCUGAACAGCGAGUUUUUCCAACCAUCCUGCUUGAUCCCGUCGCCUAA